CUUUACCACACGCCUUUGUUCGUCCAGAUUUGAAAGGCGCCUGUUCCUGACAAUCUCCUAUCCGCUUCAGCCUCCAAAUUCAGCUUCAAGGGCCUUUGAGGCCAGACUUCCCACAUCUCGUUGUUCCUUUCAUCUUUCUCUCUCUGCUUUCAGUCAUGGAAAGCAUCAAUACCAUCAGAUAUCGUCAAGCUGGUGGCGCAAUGCCGGCUCCAGUCAUCAUUCAGGACAAGUUUCCCCCUCUUACGUCGACGGGGGCCGCUCUCGUUGCUACGGCGUCGAUGAUGCUCUGCUUGACCACAUGCUGGACCAUCUUCCGCGUCUGGGCCCGGAAAAUCACGAAGAUUCCCUACUUGACCGAAGACUAUCUUUACUUCACAGCCCAGUUGCUAUUCUAUGGUGCGGCAGCAUGCUUCAUUCUAGUAGUAGGUGGCGCAGGCCAUGAUGUAUGGAACCUCAGUGACGAGCACAAGUACCACUACUUUCGAAUAUCGCUUGCCACGCAAGUCCUCUACGCCGCGGCCUUGGGCUUCGUCAAGCUCAGCAUCACUUGGAUGCUCCAGCGCAUAUUCUUUGGCCACUCAACGACCUUCAGGCUCUUCGCCUGGAUCGCCAUGGCUCUAUCGGUCUGCUGGGCUUUGUACACGGCUCUGAUAGGCUUCCUCAUCUGCCAGCCUGUACAGAUGGCGUGGGAUCCGAGUGUACAGGGAGCUUGCGGCAACCAUACCACGGCGUAUUCUGCGGUAGCAAUAUUCGAUAUCAUCACCGAUAUAAUUAUCGUCGGGCUCCCCAUCAAGUUUGUUGCCCAGCUGCAGGUUCGACGAGCGCACAAGAUUGCCCUGUAUGGAGUAUUCUGCGCUGGUUUCAUCACGGUUGUCUUCUCUUGUGUGCGACUCUACUAUGCUUACAACAUCGACUUCAUCAAUGUUACCAAAGGCUUCGCCAUAGCCAGCGUCAGCGGUGUCUUGCAAGCCGGCAUCGCUGUCAUGGUAGCAUCCAGCCCAAUGCUCCGUCCCGUCUUCGAUAGAACGGUAGGCCGAGUCCUGGGUCUCAGCCUACAAAGUCAAAGACGCGGCAAUGGCGCGACUUCGAACGCGACUGGCAAUGCCACUGGCAAUAGUAUAGCUGUUCUGCACAACAAACACAGCCCUCGAUCCGAUGGCUUCAAGCAGAUGUCGGAAAGCGAAGAGCAUCUGGCCUGGGAGUUGAGGAACAUGAAGUCCGCAGGAAGCCGGGAUAGCUACAACAUGGGGACUACGACGACUCGGGUUAAUGCGGAAAGGAGCUCAGAUGACAGUACGGGCGAAGAGCGAGGGGAUCUGGAUGGCCCACGGACUGGGAGGAUCAUGGUCACAAAAACAACCGUAGUCAGUCGCUAG
Molecule: messenger RNA, 1376 nt
Organism: Colletotrichum acutatum
Lineage: Eukaryota; Fungi; Ascomycota; Sordariomycetes; Glomerellales; Glomerellaceae
Exons: 4
Coding region: 156-1376 (406 amino acids)
Source: RefSeq, a predicted model, not a curated record